AUGACGACACAAGUCCGCAACCUCUUCCACCACCUACCUCCACCAGCGGAAUGUCUUGCGCUUUUCAUCGCAACCCUCGAAAUUGUGCCGUUUGGUAUAAUAGGCCUACGUGAUCCUUCCUUCUUCGCAGACGGCUACGGUCUGCCCAUUUCAAGCGAGUCCGACACGUCACCUGCAUCCGUAAAACGUUCCGGCAACAAUCAAAGCACGUACGAAGAAGAUCAAAAGACAAAAAAAGCUCUAGUCGCGGCUAUAGCAGCACGCAAUGUUCAAAAUGGCGUUCUUCUGGCAGUUUUCGGGCUGGUGCUGCGAGACAGGAGGAGUUUAGGUGUCGCAGUAAUGGCAGGAUUAGUUGCAACUGUCGCGGAUUCGAUAAUUGUCAGCGCGUAUGGAGCGAAAGACAAGAUUGCAGGUCAUUACGUUGGUGUUUUCAACAGCUUGGCGAUUGGAGGGAGCUUGCUAUACUGGGGCAGAAAUGAUCCGCUGUGGUAG
Messenger RNA from Alternaria arborescens, 492 nucleotides. RefSeq lists its product as hypothetical. The transcript has a single exon. The record is from RefSeq and is a predicted model, not a curated record. Bases 1 to 492 code for a protein of 163 amino acids. Lineage: Eukaryota; Fungi; Ascomycota; Dothideomycetes; Pleosporales; Pleosporaceae.